AUGUCGAACCGUACGUUUAAUCUUCUCUGGACGGGAGCUCAGAAAGACCUAGAGAAGCUCGCCGUGAACGAUUUUGAGUAUCAGGCGAUCGAGGCACAGCAUGAUCGAGGUGAAAUCCAGGGCCAGGUGUACGAGUUGUACCUACGCUAUUUGGUGAUAUCGAACCGGUUGGAGGAAAUUUACGACCAGAUCGUGCAACCGCAGAAGCGCAUCCUGAUUCGGAAGCUGCUGGACAAUUGUCUCGGCCGAAUGCUGGAGCUGAAGCACGAUCUCGUUAUUAUCGAUAUGACCGAGUUCAGCUACAACGAUGCGGUGGUUGAGAAGUUGGGACUCACGCCGCUAAGCAUGGAGGUGAAUGUGCCGCGCUACUUCCGGCGGGAGCGUGAGGAGCAGCUGAAUGAAAGGAAAAAGUUCAUGGACGACAUACUGAAGAAAAUCGGUGCACUCGACGAGGAAGUGGUGGAGGAGGAGCUGAGCGAGCUGGAAGCGAUUCGGAUCAUCCAGACGCACGAACGGGCGCGCCAGGGUCGGCUUCGGGCUCAAUUUAUGAAGGAGUUGAAGAUCCUGAAGGAAAAGGGCAAACCGGACAGCAGUCGGGACAAGUCGACGACGGGUUUGAAUGCGGCCAUGAAGAUCCAGAAGGUGUGGCGUGGGUACGCCACCCGCCGCCAGACGCGUCGCAAGAAGAUGGAGGAGAUGAUCUUGAUCGGGAUGGUACCGCCACCGGUUACGUCAGCCCGGACGGCCGUCGACGAGCUGGAGGAUCUGAAGCAGUUCCGCUACAAACAGCAGAAGAUGUUCCAGGAGGACUACGAUCGGUCGCUGGUGCGCGUGAAGGAGGAGAUCAGUGUGAAGCAGGGUGCGGCCAUGACGGAGGACAUUGCCGAUGAAAUCCGGACGUGGUUCAAAGAGUACCAGAAGCGCACCGGCCGGUUGCCCGACUUUCCAUCGGAAGAGGCCGGUGGCUCGAGGCAUUUGCUGAGCCGGCAGGGAACGGAGAGCGAAAUGAGCCGCUCUUCGGUGAUGUCCUCGCGUGAGUCGAAACUGAAGGGUGGUGGGAAGGAGAAGCUAGCACAGAAGAAACCGGGCGAGCUGUCGCUCGAGGAGGGUCUGGACAAGGCCUUCAAACCGAUGCAGUCUUCGUUCCUGCCGGAGAUCAAGAGUGGCAUCGAGGAGUACACAGAGGUGUGGAAGGGAAAGGACGAGUCGCAGAACCUCCGGCAGACGUACUACGACGAUAUGAUCUACGAGGAGAAGUAUGCCGACGUGGAGGCGGAACUGCGCAAGAUUGUGGAUGAAAUUAUGCGUCAGGAGUUGGAGCUUUUGCAGAUAGCGCUGGAGCGGGAUCGCGGUGGGAAGAAGCUGAAGAAGAGCAGCAAGAAGGCUCGCCGAAGUGGAAAGAAGGGUAAGAAAAAGAAGGACAAGGAUCUAACACCCGAUCGGACGACGGAGUCCCUGUUCGAGGAGCUCGUCACGAACGGCAUUAUCAAGAAGUACCCGGAGACGCCGAUCAAGUCGUACGUGGGUGAUCUAAGCUACGCGGCCCGUAGCGCACUCAAUCCAUCGCCCGGGGACGUGAGGCAGCUGAUCAAGCAGUAUUGCAUCCUCCCACUCGGUUCGGAGACGAUCAGAAACUUUGGGCCGUGCAUUAAAUCGCUACUGAUCGCCGGUCCAAAGGGCUCCGGUAAAACGUCCCUGGUGCAUGCGAUUUGCACCGAAACGGGCUCCGUACUGUUUGACAUCAGCCCACCGAACAUCGUCGGCAAGUACCCGGGCAAAUCGGGCCUCAUUAUGCUGAUGCACCUGAUUUCGAAGGUUUCGCGCCUCCUCCAGCCGUCGGUGAUUUACUUCGGCGAUGCGGAAAAGCCGUUCAUGAAGAAGAUUCCCAAAACGGACCGCACGGACCCGAAGCGGCUGAAGAAGGACUUGCCGAAGCUAGUAAAAAACAUUCAACCAGAGGACCGCAUCAUGCUCAUCGGCACGUCCGACUGCCCCUGGGAGGCCGACAUGAAGCUGAUCGUGCAGACUUACCAGCGCUUUAUCUACAUCCCCCGGCCGGACUAUGGGGCGUUGUCGUACGCCUGGAAGGAACUGCUCAGCCACUACAGUGGUGUUCACCGGCAGUUCGAUACCGGUGCGAUGGCAAAGAUUUCCGACGGCUACACGAUCGGCUCGGUGGUGCGCUGCAUCCGGGAGGUGAUCACCUGCAAGCGCAUGCUUCAGCUGCGCGUUCAUCCACUAACGCAUCUGGAGCUUAUCAACGCUUUGAGUGCACUCGAGCCGGUCUACAAGGAGGAAGAGGAGGCCUUCCUGUACUGGUGGUGCAAGACCCCGCUCGGACGGCGACGCUCGAAACAGAUGGAGAAAGACCACGAAGCGAUGAUGGAGAUGGAAAAUGUGCCGAAAAAGAAAAAAUAA
Messenger RNA from Anopheles coustani, 2418 nucleotides. Its product is annotated as dynein regulatory complex protein 11. The record is from RefSeq and is a predicted model, not a curated record. The transcript has 2 exons. Bases 1 to 2418 code for a protein of 805 amino acids. Lineage: Eukaryota; Metazoa; Arthropoda; Insecta; Diptera; Culicidae. Gene Ontology annotation, molecular function: ATP hydrolysis activity; ATP binding; protein binding.